Messenger RNA from Lasiodiplodia theobromae, 1722 nucleotides. Its product is annotated as Peroxisomal catalase. Gene Ontology annotation, cellular component: mitochondrion; cytoplasm; peroxisome. The record is from RefSeq and is a predicted model, not a curated record. Gene Ontology annotation, biological process: hydrogen peroxide catabolic process; response to hydrogen peroxide. Bases 1 to 1722 code for a protein of 573 amino acids. Gene Ontology annotation, molecular function: catalase activity; heme binding. The transcript has 3 exons. Lineage: Eukaryota; Fungi; Ascomycota; Dothideomycetes; Botryosphaeriales; Botryosphaeriaceae.
AUGGCUCCCGGCUACCAGGCGCACGCUGCAGACGCCCGCAAGAACGGCGACCUCUACCGGGACUACAGUGACGACCGCAACGCCACUUCCCAAGACACGCUCUACACGGCCAGCAAUGGCGCUCCUUACUCACACCCCUACGAGACGCAGCGCGCCGGCGAGAACGGCCCGCUGCUGCUCCAGGAUUUCCAUCUCAUAGAUCUGCUCUCGCACUUCGACCGCGAGCGCAUUCCGGAACGCGUUGUCCACGCCAAGGGCAGUGGUGCGCACGGUUUCUACAGGACCACCGCCCCACUUGACGACCUCUCUUGCGCCGACAUUUUCAAGGCCGGCAAGCAAUGCCCCAUCACCCUCCGCUUCUCCACCGUCGGCGGUGAGCGCGGCUCACCCGACUGCGCCCGCGACCCGCGUGGUUUCGCCGUCAAGUUCCGCACCGACGAGGGCAACUGGGACAUGGUCGGCAACAACACCCCUGUCUUCUUUCUGCGCGAUCCGGCCAAGUUCCCCCACUUUAUUCACACGCAGAAGCGCGACCCGGCGACCAACCUCGGCGGCGGCGAUGAUUCGACCAUGUUCUGGGACUACCUGUCCCAGAACCCCGAGGCCGUCCACCAGGUCAUGAUCCUGAUGGGUGACCGCGGCAUUCCCGACGGCUACCGCUUCAUGAACGGCUACUCGGGCCACACCAUGAAGCUCGUCAAUGCCCAGGGUGACUGGGUCUACGCCCAGUUCCACUUCAAGUCGAAGCAGGGCAACAGGUUCCUGACCAAUGAGGAGGCCGCCACCAAGUCGCCCGACUACUCGCAGAAGGAUCUGUACUACGCCAUCGAGGAGGGCAACUACCCUGGCUGGGACUGCUACGUGCAGACAAUGACGCCCAAGCAGGCCGAGGAUGCGUGGGAGCAUAAGAGGAUCAACGUCUUCGACCUGACGCACGUGUGGCCGCAGGCCGAGUACCCGCUGCGCAAGUACGGCGAGUUCUUCCUCAACGAGAAUGCCAAAAACUACUUCGCCGAGAUCGAGCAGAGCGCCUUCAGCCCGUCGCACCUGGUGCCGGGCAUCGAGCCCACGGCCGACCCGGUCCUGCAGUCCCGUCUCUUCUCGUACCCGGACACGCACCGCCACCGCCUCGGCGCCAACUACCACCAGCUGCCCGUCAACGCGCCGCGCGUGCCCUACCGCAUGGCCAACUUCCAGCGCGACGGCAGCAUGGCCUUCUACAACCAGGGCGGCCGCCCGGCCUACCUCUCGUCGAUCCAGCCCGUCCAGUUCCGCACGCGCACCACCGACGUCAACAAGACGCACGGCCACUUCAUCGGCGACGCCGUCGCCUUCCUGUCGGAGAUCCGCCCGGAGGACUUCGUCGCGCCGCGCGCGCUGUGGGAGCGCGUCUGGGACGAGGGCGCGCGCAACCGCUUCAUCGCGACCGUCGCCGGUCACAUGUCGACCUGCCGCCGCGAGGAGAUCAUCAAGCGCCAGAUCGCCAUCUUCCGCGAGGUCUCGAACGACCUGGCCACCCGCCUCGAGAAGGCGACGGGCGUCCGCGGCUACGAGGGCAUCGCUGGCCUCCGCUUCAACGGCUCCCACAACGGCAUGGCUGCGAGGCCGGAGCUGCACGCCGCCAACGGCCAGGCUACGUCGGUGAAUCCCAGCGCUGUUGAUAACAAUGGCGCUCCCCGUGCCGGUACCCACAAGGAGGCGCUGCUGAAUGGCGGCAAUUAG